GUUGUUUCAUGCUGGACGGAAGGGUGGAAGCAGAGGCGCACUUUGUUUGGACACAGGGACGAAUUAAGUCACGAAGACCGUGUGACAUCUCCACUACAAUACAGUCGGUGUGAUAAUGUCACACAAUUCUACCGUUACGAAUUCUGGACUGUCACUUACGGACACUAUCUUCAAAGAGAAGUGAAAACGUGCCAACACCAUGUCCGUGGCAGUGGAAUCCUCCGUGUCGAGGGCGUCACUCCCCAUUCCCACUUUCUCCCAGGCAGAGCAGUCCUUCUCUCUCAAAAAGCGUCAUGUCCCUUUAUCCUUGUCCUCUUUGUCCAACUCGUCCGACUCUUCUCCUCUGCGGCUCUCGUAUUCUAUGCCACCGCUGCCUCCAUCCAAAGGAUGUCCCCCUCUGAGCAGGGUGUUCCACCCGCGUCCCUCCCCCUGGACGCCCCUGUCUGGUUCCCUUAAAAAGCUGCCCUGUCCAAAGUCUGUGUACGAUCCCAGCAAACAACAGUCCUUUUUCAGUCAGUGCUUCACCAAUUUGGGUCUACUGGGAAGAGGAUCAUUUGGAGAGGUCUUCAAGGUGCAAAGCAACGUGGACGGCCACCUGUAUGCAGUGAAGUGCUCUGCCCAUCGCUUCAGAGGCAACAGUGAGAGGACCAGGAGUGUGAGGGAAGCCAGGAACCAUGAGCGUCUGUGUCCUCACCCUCACAUCCUGGACUUUGUGGCUGCCUGGGAGGAGUGUGGGCGGCUGUACAUUCAGACGGAGCUGUGCAGCACCAGCCUGCUGCUGCACGCUGAGAACCAGCCUCCUGGACCAGAUGAAGCUGCAGCGUGGACGUACCUGUGUGACCUCCUCUCAGCUCUGCAACAUUUGCACUCUAAUGGAUUCGUUCAUCUGGACAUGAAGCCCGCCAACGUCCUCGUCACUGACUCGGGUCGUCUCAAGCUCGGGGACUUUGGUCUGCUGCUGCAGCUCAAACACAAGAGCACAGAGUCUUCAGAGGGGAACGUGAAAGAGGACGCACAGGAGGGAGAUCCUCGAUACAUGGCUCCUGAGCUCCUCCGUGGACAGUAUGGACCUGCUGCAGAUGUUUUCAGUUUGGGGGUUUCUAUUCUGGAGCUUGCCUGUAACAUGGAAGUUCCAAAUGGUGGAGACGGCUGGCAACAGCUCAGACAAGGCUGCCUCCCCUCAGAGUUUACUAAUGGCCUGUCAGUGGAGCUGCAGACAGUGCUGAGGAUGAUGUUGGCCCCGGAGCCUUCUGAGAGGCCCACAGUCUCCGAGCUUCUUGCUCUCCGUUUCAUCAGGAAACGCAUGUGGAGGAGACGCGUGUAUCUCAUGGUCGCAGAGACUGUGUUGAAACUGGUCUCCCUCUGCCAGCAGGUGGUCUGUUUCGGGUGCAGACUAUUGUCCUGCCUUCACUUGUCCUUUCUUCCUCAAUGGACCAAACCAGUGCCCUGCACCCCUCCCAGGGACAGCUGGGACAGGGAUCUAACGCUGUCCCUCAGUGUCAUGCACAGCCACUCAGGUAGCCCAGAGGACGACGUAGUGUUUGUGCUGGAUCCCACAAAACCAGAGCUUUCUCCCACCUUCUCACACAGAGUCAAAUCCAGACUGUGUGUGGACAGCACGUCCACUCCUCUGCCAGUUUCACUGACCAACGGUCAUCGCAGUCCCGUCCACACGCCCUCCAGCAUCCACUCAAACACAACCUGCCACACACUCACCCCGAGUGCGAGCUCUGUCCACUCAGAGCUUCAUCCGGACGGCAUGAGUGACAGGUCCACGCAGAGGCGACGCGGCAGCAACUGGGUGCGAGCGGACGAGGAUCUGCCCCGAGCGAGCUUUGAACCAAAGAACCUGCUCAGUCUGUUUGAGGAAACGACUGUAGAGGGACAGCCAUGACUUCACAUCAGGACUGUCAGCCUGAACUAGUUUACUGUUCACUCCAUGUGUAUUUGAACAGGAGGAAUUUAGGGACAAUCAAACCUGAAGCACUUUCUUUGUUUGUGUAAAAGCAGUCUGUUGCUCAAGUGACAGGUCGUGUGUUUAUGUUUGAGUUUAUCGUUGUUGAGUUUAUCGUUGGCUUGGUGUGUGUGAGUGGAUUUUGCAUAAAUACAGAAACCACUGCUUGUCAAACUUGGUGUGAAUCAGAAAAAACAAUAAACAACUGAUCAAUUA
Molecule: messenger RNA, 2170 nt
Organism: Solea solea (common sole)
Lineage: Eukaryota; Metazoa; Chordata; Actinopteri; Pleuronectiformes; Soleidae
Gene: pkmyt1
Product: protein kinase, membrane associated tyrosine/threonine 1
Exons: 8
Coding region: 200-1894 (564 amino acids)
Biological process (GO): protein phosphorylation
Molecular function (GO): ATP binding; protein kinase activity
Source: RefSeq, a predicted model, not a curated record